AUGGUAGUUCCGAAACCAGAGCGAAGGGGUCGAAGGGACGACAAUUACAUAAAUAUCCAUUCGGAUGUUAACCCUGUCGAAGAACACACCCCGAAGACUCGAGCAGAAGGCGGUUCGCGAGAUUGUUUCGUGUGUCAGGGAGAAUGCAGUAGCCUGGAAACGUGUCACGAGUUUCUCAACAUGAACAUCGGUUCACGGUGGGCGAUUGUCAAAGAUUGGAGACUAUGUAGGAAGUGUCUACGGAAGCAUUUCGGGGCCUGCCAUAUUAGAGCUCCAUGCGGCAAGAACGGUUGUUCGUUUAUGCACAACAAAUUACUGCACGACGACCAUAGAUAUAACGAUCAAGCGGUAGAACCAUCGACGUCCUCGGGUGGACGCACGACAACGCAGAAUUGCCAUAUCCAUUCCAGUAUGGUUGGAAAUAUUCUGUUUCGGUACGCACCCGUGACUCUUUAUGGUAAAGGACGAACGAUUAAGACUUUCGCCUUUCUCGACGACGGUUCGUCAGCUACCUUUAUGGAGCACAGCUUGAUGAAGGAACUGAAUCUUACAGGAACAUCGCAUCCACUGUGUCUGAAUUGGACCGGGGGUCAACAAAGGGAAGAAAACGAGUCGAUGAAGCUGAGAGUGAAGAUUUCUGGCAAUUGCGACGUUAGUGAAGUAUACGAGUUACCGAAGGUCCACACAGUUCGAAGCCUGGCGCUCCCAAAGCAGUCCUUGUCAGUAGUUCAGUUAGUAGCUAAAUACCCCUACCUAAAAGGACUACCGCUUGAGUCCUAUAGUAACGUGUCACCAAGACUGUUAAUAGGUAUGGAUAACUGUCGCCUUGGCCGUACGAUCAGAAGCGCUGAAGGAACCGAUGAUGAACCAGUAGCAUCCAAGACCCGCCUGGGUUGGAUCGUGUACGUGCCCUGCUCGAUGACAUCUAGACCAUUGAAAGCAGGCUUCAGUGGUGUCCAUAGUUUCCACAUCUGUCAGUGUAAUAAAGAAGUAGAUAAAGAGCUGAAUGUGGCUUUGAAAGAGUAUUUUAUGGUAGAUUCAUUGGGGAUUACGGGGUCGUCUAAACAAAUCCUAUCCAAGGACGAAGAACGUGCGCUAAAAAUUCUCUCAGAUGAGACCCGUUUAAAGGGAAAUCGUUAUGAGACAGGUCUAUUAUGGCGGUACGAUCAGGUGCGGUUGCCCGACAACAAAGCAAUGGCGUUGAAGCGCAAUGCUUGUCUAGAGAAAAGAUUGAGGCGGGAGCCAGCGUUAGCCACGGAAAUGGCCACUAAAAUGUCUGAAUAUGUGACAAAAGGUUACAUCCGGCGACUUACACCUGCCGAGAAAACGAAAAGGCUUCCGAACGACUGGUAUUUACCAAUAUUCCCGAUUGUUAACCCAAAUAAACCGGGGAAAAUGCGGAUCGUAUUUGACGCGGCCGCGAAAGUGAAUGGAGUUUCCCUGAAUUCUUUUCUGCUCACGGGUCCAGAUCAACUGGUAUCGUUGCUCGCAGUUCUCCAUAAGUUUCGUGAAUUUCGUAUCGCGGUUGUCGGAGAUAUUCGCGAAAUGUUCUUCCAAGUGAUGAUGAAACCGCAAGACCAGCGUAGUCAGAUGAUCCUAUGGAGAGGUGAACGUCCCAUUGAAGAUCCGGACGUGUAUGUGGUGACCGUCAUGACGUUUGGUGCAGCAUGUUCCCCGAGUAGUGCCCACUUCAUUAAAAACCAGAACGCCGAAAGAUUUGCGGAUCAGUAUCCCCGGGCGGUCGACUGUAUUAAAUACGAACAUUACGUCGAUGAUAUGUUAGCCAGUGUGGAGACUGAAGAGGAGGCAUUGAAGCUGGCCAAAGAAGUGCGCUUCGUGCAUUCUCAAGGAGGAUUCGAGAUCCGAAAUUGGUUAUCGAAUUCACCCAAGGUUACAGAGUGUAUCGGAGAAAGAACGGAGAAGAAUUUGAACAUAGAGAUGGCGACAGAGAAGGUUCUGGGAAUGUGGUGGAAUACGGCAACUGAUGCGUUCACAUUUAGAAUCUCAUCAAAGCACGAUGCAGAUCUGUUGUCAGGAGCAAGAAUGCCCACGAAACGAGAGGUAUUGAGAACGUUGAUGGCGGUGUAUGAUCCCAUGGGGCUCAUCGCCAAUUACUUGAUGUAUCUAAAAAUCCUUUUGCAAGAAAUCUGGCGUAGUGGUUGUGAUUGGGAUGAACAAAUUUCUGGAAAACAUGCCGAAAAAUGGAGAGUUUGGAUCGAAGUUCUCCCUGAAGUCCGGAAAGUGAGCGUUCCUCGAUGUUAUCGCCAGAUAACGUCUUCUGAUGCUUCCACGGAGGUGCAGCUGCACAUAUUCUGCGAUGCAAGCGAAAGCGGGGUAGCUGCUGUGGCAUACUUCAGAUUCCAACAAAAUGAAACGAUAGAGUGUGCAAUGGUUGGAUCAAAAACCCGUGUAGCCCUUCUGAAAUUUCUUUCGAUCCCUCGGUUGGAAUUGCAAGCUGCAGUCAUCGGAGCGCGCAUGGCAGAUGGGAUCACACGGUCGCAUAGAAUAAAGAUCUCACGCCGCGUUUUCUGGACUGAUUCCCGUGAUGUGGUAUGCUGGUUACGAUCUGAUCACCGACGUUAUCACCAAUUUGUAGCGUUCAGGAUCAGUGAAUUGCUCGAGACAACAGUAGUAGAUGAGUGGAGAUGGCUUCCUACAAGAGCGAACGUGGCUGAUGAAGGGACAAAGUGGCAAAGGUUGCCCGACCUACAACCCACAAGUCGCUGGUUUCAUGGACCGACCUUUUUGUGGAAGCCCGACAGUGAAUGGCCAGGCGAUUCUGGUGAACUAGGAACGACUGCAGAAGAGAUACGUUCUAGCGUUUUCCAUCACCAUAUCAUUUCACCAUUGAUGUGUUUCGAACGUUUCUCCAAAUGGAAGCGACUGUUAAGAACUGUUGCAUAUGUGUAUAGAUUCAUUACAAAUCUCCGGAAGAGUGUCAAUCGCAUGCCAUCUAAACAAAGACCUCUCGAGCAAAAGGAAUUAGAUCGUGCAGAGCAGAUUAUAUAUUCUCAAACCCAAAGACAAGUCUACUCUGACGAAUUCGAAAUACUGAAUAACAUCGCUCCAGGAACACAGCCAUGGGAGCGUAUUUUACCGAAGUCCAGUUCAUUGUACACCUUGUGUCCGACUAUCGACAAUUUUGGAGUUCUCCGAAUGCAGGGACGUAUUGCAGCUUGUGAAUGGGUAGAUGAAUCCGUUAAGCAUCCGAUCAUUCUCCCAAGACGGAAUCAUGUGACCGAUUUAGUGAUCGCACAUUAUCACGACGCGUACCGUCAUCUAAAUCAUCAGACCGUGAUGAAUGAGAUACGGCUCAAAUACCACAUUCCGCGGCUCAGAUCGGAGUAUAACCGCGUUCGAAAAAAUUGCCAGCAUUGCAAAAUCCGACAUGCGAUUCCGAAACCCCCUGCUAUGGGAAACCUUCCACUUGCACGCUUGGCGGCAUUUCAACGACCAUUUUCAUACACCGGAAUUGAUUAUUUUGGGCCAAUAAUGGUUGUAGUGGGGAGACAUGUAGAGAAAAGAUGGGGAGCUCUGGGGACAAGAGGUAUCCACAUCGAGAUCGCACACACACUAACCACGGAUUCUUGCAUUCUGGCACUGAGAAAUUUCAUCGCAAGAAGAGGUGCUCCACUCGAAAUUAUCAGCGAUAAUGGAACAAAUAUCGUCGGUGCCUCAAAAGAAUUACGGGAAGCUCUGAAACAGGUAGACAUGUGUAGACUUAUGACGGAGAUCGUCCAGCCAAACACGAAGUGGAUAUUCAACCCACCGGCCGCUCCACACUUCGGAGGCUGUUGGGAGCGACUAGUGCAAUCCGUAAAAAGAAUAUUAAAUGAGUUCAACCCACCACGAUUACCAACCGACGAGAUAUUGCGGUCAAUGCUGAUGGAAAUCGAAAUGAUCAUCAAUUCAAGACCGCUCACUCACGUACCACUAGAUACUGAUACUGAGUCACCAUUGACACCCAACCAUUUCCUAUUGGGUUGCUCAAACGGAAGUAAGCCCCCGAUCGCAUUUGAUGACAAAGCCACCGUCCUGAAGCAAUCAUGGAAGAUGUCGCAACAGUACGCCGACAUGUUUUGGAGGAAGUGGGUGAAGGAUUACUUGCCGACUUUAACACGAAGGACGAAGUGGUUCCAAUCAACGAAACCAAUUGAAGAAGGAGAUCUUGUUGUUGUGGUAGAUAACAAUCAGGUUCGUCGAGUUACAGUGCAAACUAUGCACGGCCUUUUGGAAAGACCGGCGGUCAUGAUCGCUGUACUGGACGUGAGUUCUAAGGAGAGUAAGCCGCUUCAGCACCAGCGUCGUACUGGGGGGGAGUGUCACACCCCUGCGAAGUGUGGCUAA
Messenger RNA from Toxorhynchites rutilus septentrionalis, 4347 nucleotides. RefSeq lists its product as uncharacterized. The record is from RefSeq and is a predicted model, not a curated record. The transcript has a single exon. Gene Ontology annotation, molecular function: nucleic acid binding. Lineage: Eukaryota; Metazoa; Arthropoda; Insecta; Diptera; Culicidae. The coding region runs from base 1 to 4347 and encodes 1448 amino acids.